Rhododendron vialii is the source of this 1504-nucleotide messenger RNA. RefSeq names its product F-box/kelch-repeat protein At3g23880-like. The transcript has 2 exons. Gene Ontology annotation, molecular function: protein binding. The record is from RefSeq and is a predicted model, not a curated record. NCBI's taxonomy places the organism in Eukaryota, Viridiplantae, Streptophyta, Magnoliopsida, Ericales, Ericaceae. Bases 116 to 1270 code for a protein of 384 amino acids.
AAAUAGGAACCCAAACCGAUCCUAUUAUACACAGAGCACGAACCCUUUCUCUUUCGUUCAACGCUUCAAGCCCUAAGCCAACCACGAAGACACAAACCCUAUCAAAGAACCAUCCAUGGCGACCGUAAGCAACUCCACUUGUGGAGAAUCCGAAAAUACCAAUCAAACACCUCCAUGCCGCGUCCCGACAGAAGAUUCUCGGCCAUUGCCGAACCUCCCGCGUGACAUCAUGGUCGAGAUACUGGCGAGACUUCCCGUCAAGUACCUGCUGCGAUUGAGGUGCGUUUGCAAGCCAUGGCGUUCCUUGAUUUCAAGUCCCGAAUUCGCAAAAGCCCAUCUCAGUCUUGCAUCUACGAACACUGAUUUCGCCCACCACAGACUCUUACUAAUCUCUAGGUGUCCCGUUUACGAUGUAAUGUCAUGCUCUCUUUACAAUGUCUUGCACAAGCACUCCGAUACUGCUGUAGAGCUUGAUUGCCUUUUUAAAGUGCCCCAUCGUCGGAUAAGGAACAAGGGUUGCUGUGAUGGUUUAGUCUGCGUCGCUGUAGGAGAAAAAGUAUUUCUAUGGAACCCGUCCACUAGGAAAUUCGUGACAUUGCCGGACUCUGAAAUGCCAUACCAUUACAGCGAGAUGAAAGGGUUUGGUUAUGAUGAUUCUAUAGAUGAUUACAAGGUGGUGAGAUUCUUUUCAAGUACUGGAUGUCAUGAGGUUCAAGUGAAGGUAUAUACAUUAAGGUCUGAUUCGUGGAGGAGGAUCAGAGACUUUCCUCAUCGUGGUUUUCUGGAGGGUUUAGGGACAUUUGUGAACGGCUCCCUCCACUGGAUUGUGGUUAGUGAGUCCUAUAAUAUUGUUUCUCUUGAUUUAGCGAAGGAAACAUAUGGAGAGGUUUUGCAACCGGAGUAUGGAGAUGAUUAUUUGCAUGAUAUCACGUUGGAUAUUUUAAACGGAUGCCUAUGUAUAGUCCUUUACCGCGAUUCUUGUGUUGAUGUAUGGGUAAUGAAGGAAUAUGGUAUUAGAGAGUCUUGGACAAAGUUGGGUGCCGUACCUUGCGUUUCACAUCCAAUUGAUAGAUUGUGGAUUUUGAGGAAUGGUGAAGUUUUACUGCGUACCCAGGACCGUUUAGUUCGGUACAGCCCCAAAGACGGCACAUUUAGUCAUCUUACGGUCCAUAAUUGUCCAUGGUUAUUUGGCCAAUAUCCUUACGUUGAGAGCCUAGUCUCGCCUCAAGUUGAUGCUGAUAGUGGGGUUAAGUGGCAACACCAAUACUAAAGGGAGUAAAAGAGCUGAGAACGAGGAGAUGUGAUUUCCAGAAUCGAAUAGCUUAUAUUGUAGUCGUCCUAGUGUGAAGACUUGUGUUCUGCUUUAUGUAAAAAAAAAUUGGCAUGUAAUUAGAGCUAGUACCCUUUUAUUUGUUUUUAAAAUGUUAAUAUCGUAUUGACAUAACCUAGUACUCGCUCUCAAUCCCAAUUCUCGUUCCGCUCUCAAUCUCAAUCUCAAUCGUAU